This is a messenger RNA of Eruca vesicaria subsp. sativa (arugula), 780 nucleotides long. Lineage: Eukaryota; Viridiplantae; Streptophyta; Magnoliopsida; Brassicales; Brassicaceae. The record is from the annotation of a GenBank genome assembly.
AUGAUCUUCGUGGUAAAAGAUUGGAUCCGGCUUUCCAGAAGAGACGGGCUAGUAAAAGCCAGUGGUAAAAACUAUGCUUCUGUAGAAGGGAGUAUUAUAGCAGUAAACAAGGAGAUGGCAUUUCAUUCUGAAGACGACAAGAGUGAAGACUACCUCUUCAAGAUUGUUCUCAUUGGUGAUUCUGCAGUUGGGAAAUCAAAUUUGCUCGCAAGAUUUGCUAGGGAUGAGUUCUAUCCCAAUUCAAAGUCGACCAUUGGAGUAGAGUUUCAGACGCAGAAGAUUGAUAUCAACGGGAAGGAGAUCAAAGCACAGAUAUGGGACACGGCAGGUCAAGAACGUUUCAGAGCAGUCACUUCUGCGUAUUACAGAGGUGCUGUUGGAGCUCUUCUUGUUUACGACAUCAGCAGACAGCAGACUUUUCAGAGCAUUGGUAGAUGGCUUAACGAGCUGCACACACACUCUGACAUGAACGUUGUGACUAUCCUUGUGGGGAACAAGUCGGAUCUAAAGGACAUAAGAGAAGUGCCAACAUCGGAAGGGAAGGCGUUGGCUGAAGCGCAGGGACUUUUCUUUAUGGAGACAUCGGCUCUGGACUCAUCAAACGUGGCAGCUGCAUUCGAGACGGUUGUAAAGGAGAUAUACAACAUAUUGAGCAGGAAAGUGAUGAGCUCACAGGAGUUGAAUAAGCAAGAUCCUGCUUCACUUAGCAAUGGCAAGAAAGUUGUGAUUCCAUCAGAGGCACAGGGAGAGUCCAAGAAAGGUGGGUGUUGUUCUACGUGA